AUACAGAAUUCAUUAUCUUCAUAGUAUAGUAUUUAUAAGUAGAUGAAAUUCAUCAAUUUAAAAUGUAUAAAUUCUUCUACUUUCGCCAUCUAGUGAUGGAAUUUAUAAGACUGCAUUAUCUAGUGAACGUUAAAAUUACCUUCUGAAACGGUAAAAUCGAAUGUAAUCAGUUUAGGUCAACUUGAGCUACUACUGCGGUCGAAUUUCGCUACUCAAUUUUGAUGCCUCGAGUACGUCAAAUAGCGGCUUUAAUCUGACGUCAAAUUUACGCUCAAUUUGACUGUUGUUUGAGCUCAUGAAGAAUAGAUAACUAUCAUCUAUUCUUCUAACUGUCAUCUAUUCUUCAUGGUUGAGCUCAGCUGGCUAUCAGGGUAGAUGCCUCUGAAAACACGAUAUCUAGAUGAGAAAUGUACGUCAAAUUCAAAAUUUAGUUCUACUUUUAGCUACGAGAGAGAACUCUAUCCAUUACAAUAAAUAGUCAUAACAGUCGUGAUUUGUGAUUACUAUCGAGAUUUCAGAGCAAUAUAGGUAGUAGAUUUUAUCCAAACAUUAAAAUAGAAAUGGUGAUCACACGAUGACAGAAAAAGAUCAUUUUAUUUUACCAAUACAUUCAAAUAACAACAACAUGGCAAAUAUAUUCCGUUCAUCGUUUCGCAACUUUUUUAUAUUUUUUAUAAUAUACAUAAUUGGAUUUUCAUAUUUAGUGGUUUACUUAGAGCAAAGUAAAUGGGACAGUACUGAAAAGACAUUAAAUAAUUUAGCUAAAACAGUAAAAGAUCAAAAUGAAUUAAUUGAACAAAUUUACCAAUUUAAUGAUCAAUUAAUAAAUAAUGUUAAUAAAAAAAAAAUAAUAAAUAAAAAUGCACCGACAAUAUUUGCCAUAACACCAACAUUUGCUCGGCCAGUACAAAAAGCUGAAUUGACACGACUGGCCCAAGCAUUUCUCCAUGUACCCAAUUUCCAUUGGAUUGUUGUUGAAGAUUCACCAGUACGUACAAAAUUAGUAACACAAUUUUUAUGGGAAAGUGGUUUAACUUAUCAACAUCUGAAUGCCAUCACACCUUCUAAUUAUAAAUUGGGAAUAAAUGAUCCGCAUUGGAAAAAACCACGUGGUGUUGCACAAAGAAAUACUGCUCUAACUUGGUUGAGAAAUAAUCAUAAUUCAAGCACAAAUGGUAUUGUUUACUUUGCUGAUGAUGACAAUACCUACUCUGUUAAAUUAUUCAAAGAGAUGGAGAAAAUAAAAGUAGUUGGUGUUUGGCCAGUAGGUUUAGUAGGUGGUUUAAUGGUCGAACGGCCUAUUUGUGACAACACAACAAACAAAGUUACUGGAUUUAAUUCAUUAUGGAAACCCGACCGACCGUUUCCUAUAGAUAUGGCUGGUUUUGCAGUGAAUCUCAAAACAAUACUUGAAAAAAACGACGCAAAGUUUUCGUUUCAUGCUAAGCCCGGUUAUCAAGAAUCAGAAUUUCUUGAGCAAAUGGUUACACGAGAUCAAUUAGAACCACUGGCUGAUGGCUGCACAAAAGUUUACGUCUGGCAUACGAGGACUGAAUCUCCGCAGUUACGAGAUGAACAACGCUUAAUAAAAUUGGGAAAAAAGUCUAAUGACAAUAUCGAAGUGUAGUAAUUUUUUAAAAAUUUAUUUACUUACAAUUUGUGUUCGAUAUUUACUUUAUUUAUCAAUCGAAUAUUUAAUGUUGUCUUGUUAAUGAUAUUUAGGUCUAUUCACUUUUAUAUAUAUAUAUAUAUUUUUUUAUUUUAUUUUAUUAGAAAUGUUCAGUAAGAGUUAUUCUAACUUUUCUUGUCAAAUAUUGACAUAUACUCAUUACAUUAAAUACGUGUUGAUAAAAAUAAAUAUUCAAACUGAGUGAUAUUUUAUCAGAAUAUUAACAACAACUUUUCUUUUUUAUUUGUAUAUUUAGAAACUA
Microplitis demolitor is the source of this 1931-nucleotide messenger RNA. RefSeq names its product galactosylgalactosylxylosylprotein 3-beta-glucuronosyltransferase I (gene GlcAT-I). The transcript has 4 exons. The record is from RefSeq and is a predicted model, not a curated record. Gene Ontology annotation, biological process: carbohydrate metabolic process; chondroitin sulfate proteoglycan biosynthetic process. Gene Ontology annotation, molecular function: galactosylgalactosylxylosylprotein 3-beta-glucuronosyltransferase activity. The coding region runs from base 575 to 1627 and encodes 350 amino acids. Gene Ontology annotation, cellular component: Golgi membrane. Lineage: Eukaryota; Metazoa; Arthropoda; Insecta; Hymenoptera; Braconidae.